AGGCGGGAACUGAGGGCAGCGGCGGAAGGUUCCGCGUCGCUGCUUUGGGCACCGCUGAGGGGAUAUUUGAAGGGUUCGAAUCCUUUUAGCGAAGCCAUUGUAGGAAACAGCCCGUUGCCGCAGGGCCUGAGUCUCGCCGCCCCCCCGCGCCUGCCCCAGCUCUGCGUUUCCACGCACACCGGGGGUUCGCUCGCCCCGGUGACGCGGCCGCUCCGCCGCGGGCCCGGCAGCGCGUGGGGAAGAUGGCGGCGCGGGCCCUGCCGUAGCGGCGGAGGCCGGGCCGGUGGCACUGCGCCGUGCCGCUGCCUCCAUGGCCCUGACGUGCGCCUGAGCCGCCUGCGCCCCGGCUCCCCCCGCUCUAUCCGCCCCGACGGCUCCGUGGUGGUGCGGGGCGGCGGCGCUCUGUGCCGCGGCGGUGCCGUGUCGCUGGGCGAGCGGAGGGCGGGCCUGGCGGAGCCAUGGCGGCCGUCCGGGGCCUGCGGAUCUCUGUCAAGGCGGAGGCAACGGCGACAACGACGGAGCCUCGCGGCCCGGAGCCGGAGCCUAUGGAAGUGGAAGAGGGUGAGCUGGAGACCAUCCCUGUGAGACGCUCGCUCCGGGAGCUCAUUCCGGACACUAGUAGGAGAUAUGAAAACAAAGCUGGGAGUUUCAUUACUGGAAUAGAUGUAACCUCCAAGGAAGCAAUUGAGAAAAAGGAACAAAGAGCAAAACGGUUCCAUUUUCGGGCUGAAGUGAAUCUUGCCCAAAGGAAUGUGGCACUGGAUCGGGACAUGAUGAAGAAAGCAAUUCCUAAAGUGAGACUGGACACGAUUUACAUUUGUGGCGUGGAUGAGAUGAGCACUCAGGACAUCUUUACCUAUUUCAAAGAGUAUCCUCCUGCUCACAUUGAGUGGUUGGAUGACACAUCAUGCAAUGUGGUCUGGCUUGAUGAAGUUACAGCAACACGGGCGCUGAUUAAUAUGAGUUCCUUGCCUGACCAGGAGAAAACAAAAAGCAGAGAACACAAUGAAGAGAAGACAGCUGAAAAACCCAAGAAAGAAAAGCAGGAUGAAAGUUCCGAUGAUGAGGCAGAAGAAGGCGAAGUGGAGGAUGACAAUCCGAGUGAUGUUGAGUUGGAUGCCCUCUCCCAGGUAGAAGAGGAUUCUCUCCUGCGUAAUGAUCUUCGUCCUGCCAAUAAACUGGCCAAAGGAAACAAGCUGUUCAUGAGAUUUGCCACCAAAGACGACAAGAAGGAGCUGGGAGCUGCCAGACGCAGCCAGUACUACAUGAAGUACGGCAACCCGAAUUACGGCGGCAUGAAGGGGAUUCUCAGCAACUCUUGGAAACGAAGAUACCAUUCGCGCCGCAUCCAUCGGGAUGUGAUAAAGAAGAGGACACUUAUUGGGGAUGAUGUUGGUUUGACUCCUCCCUAUAAGCAUCGUCACUCAGGCUUGGUAAAUGUUCCCGAGGAGCCUAUUGAGGAGGAAGAAGAGGAGGAAGAAGACCAGGACAUGGAUGAAGAUGACAGAGUUGUGGUAGAGUACCGUGAUGAACUGCAGGCUUUUAAGCAGUCCCGAGAGCGCAGCGCGGCGCGACGAUCCAGUGCCAGCGCCUCUGAUUCUGAUGAAAUGGACUACGACCUGGAACUGAAAAUGAUCUCCACACCCUCUCCCAAGAAGAGCAUGAAAAUGACAAUGUAUGCAGAUGAGGUGGAAUCACAGCUGAAAAACAUUAGGAAUUCCAUGCGAGCAGACAGCAUAGCAACCAGCAACAUCAAAAAUAGGAUUGGCAGCAAAGGAUCCUUGGAGAAAGUUGCUGAUGUCAGGCUACUGCUAGAAGAAAAACGUCAGAAUAAUACUGGGCCACGCCAAGCAGCCAGUGCUGUGAAAUCAGAUGUACGGCAAAGACUGGGCAAAAGACCCCAUUCUCCAGAAAUUAAAGCUCCAAGCAGCACCUCUGCUCCCCGUCGGGAGCCAAUCUCAGACGUACACAGCCGCUUAGGAGUUCCCAAGCAAGAUGUGAAAGGCCUCUACUCUGACAGCAGGGAGAAGAAAUCAGGUAACUUAUGGACCCGGUUAGGGUCUGCUCCGAAGACACAGGAAAAGACUUCAGAUAAACCUGAAAACACUGUGACAUCUCCUGAGGAAGAUGACUCGGAGCUCCAGCGGGUUUGGGGUGCUCUCAUUAAGGAAAAAGAACAGUCUCGACAAAAAAAGAGUCGAUUGGAUCAUUUACCGUCGCUACAGAUCGAGAUCAGCCGGGAAAGCAGCUCUGGCUCAGACACUGAAUCGUGAUGAGUUUCACACUCUGAGCCCCCAGAUGGUGACUCUGUGGUACAGCAAAGUUUCCUUGACCCAAAAGCUGGGCAUGGCAAAGACAUUGCAGUGAAGGUUCCAGAUGUGUGUCUGUUCCUUUUUUACAGCAAUAGAGAUGUGUGUGCCCCUUGAGACUGAAAGCAAACACAUUUGCCUGGAGCCUCUGCUUGGCCCUGUGUUACGUGGGGCAUUGUUGUCUAUCACAGCAAACCUGUAGUUCAUUCUAGCAAAACACUUUUCUCCACGCUUUGAACUGAAAAGAAGAGGCAGAAGUGCUCUGCAUUUUUAAGAUGACCAUUUCUGUUCUUAAUAUUUUUAACAUGGAGCCUUUUAACAAGACCAUUUUACACAGUUCAUCCAAAGAACAGGGCGUUUCAUGUUCAGCAUCGUUGGCUCAGCCUUCUGGCCUUUCCCUUCCUCUUGAACAGCAACACUGCCUGGAUGGGCAGCCAGACAGGACAGAGCAUGAAGGGGCUGUCAGGGUCCCUUCCUCCAAAAUGCUGAAUGUCAAUCUGAGUUGAGUGUUUUCAUACAGUGACAUUUCCCAUGGUGUCCAAGUCAAUCGCUGCUCUCGAGGAAUUCUGCUCAUUUCUUUUGGUGAUACCACGUUCUGCUGCAGUGGGGCCUGGGCUGGUCAGGACUGCAGGCUUGGGUGUUUGAGAAUUGUGUCAAUACCCCAGGGUUUGAUUUUGGUUUUUUGGGGGGGUGGUUUCUUUUGGUUACAGGAUGAGAAAUGAUAUUUCUUUUCAUUUUAUCUGUAUGAUGUUUUGAAGAAAUCUAACAGUUUGGAAGCAUCCACUUUUA
This is a messenger RNA of Colius striatus (speckled mousebird), 3098 nucleotides long. RefSeq names its product nuclear cap binding subunit 3 (gene NCBP3). Gene Ontology annotation, cellular component: cytosol; nucleus. The coding region runs from base 459 to 2273 and encodes 604 amino acids. The transcript has 13 exons. The record is from RefSeq and is a predicted model, not a curated record. Gene Ontology annotation, molecular function: mRNA binding; RNA 7-methylguanosine cap binding. Lineage: Eukaryota; Metazoa; Chordata; Aves; Coliiformes; Coliidae.